This is a messenger RNA of Sciurus carolinensis (gray squirrel), 8063 nucleotides long. RefSeq names its product striatin (gene Strn). Bases 145 to 2487 code for a protein of 780 amino acids. The record is from RefSeq and is a predicted model, not a curated record. Gene Ontology annotation, cellular component: dendrite. NCBI's taxonomy places the organism in Eukaryota, Metazoa, Chordata, Mammalia, Rodentia, Sciuridae. Gene Ontology annotation, molecular function: calmodulin binding; protein phosphatase 2A binding; armadillo repeat domain binding. The transcript has 18 exons.
GGCCGGCCCCCGCGCCCAAGCGGCUGCUCCCUGCUGACUGGGGUGUGGGCGGGGAGCGGCGGAGGGAGGAGGAGGCGCUGCUGGCUGCCGCCGUUGCCUCCGCUGCUGGGCGCCUGGGCAGCUCCCUGGGUUUCUGCGGCCGCCAUGGACGAGCAGGCGGGUCCCGGCGUCUUCUUCAGCAACAACCACCCGGGCGCCGGCGGUGCUAAGGGGCUCGGGCCUCUGGCAGAGGCUGCCGCGGUCGGCGACGGGGCGGCUGCGGCGGGGGCGGCUCGAGCCCAAUACAGCCUCCCGGGGAUCCUGCACUUCCUGCAGCACGAAUGGGCCCGUUUCGAGGUGGAGAGAGCACAGUGGGAGGUGGAGCGGGCGGAGCUGCAGGCCCAGAUUGCCUUUCUUCAGGGGGAAAGGAAAGGUCAAGAAAAUUUGAAAAAGGAUCUGGUGAGGAGGAUCAAAAUGUUGGAAUAUGCUCUUAAACAGGAAAGAGCCAAAUACCAUAAGUUAAAAUAUGGGACAGAAUUGAAUCAAGGCGAUAUGAAGCCUCCAAGCUAUGAUUCUGAUGAAGGUAAUGAAACAGAAGUGCAGCCACAACAGAAUAGCCAAUUAAUGUGGAAGCAAGGUCGACAACUACUCAGACAGUAUCUUCAGGAGGUGGGUUACACAGAUACUAUUCUAGAUGUGAAAUCUAAACGAGUACGAGCUUUGUUGGGCUUUUCAAGUGAUGUCACUGACAGGGAAGAUGACAAAAAUCAGGAUUCAGUUAUAAAUGGCACAGAGGCUGAAGUUAAAGAGACAGCAAUGAUUGGAAAAUCGGACUUAACAGAUUCUGCCUCUGUGCUGGAUAAUUUCAAAUUCCUUGAAAGUGCAGCUGCCGAUUUUAGUGAUGAAGAUGAAGAUGAUGAUAUUGAGGGAAGAGAGAAAAGUGUCAUUGAUACUUCAACAAUCGUUAGGAAAAAAGCAUUGCCUGAUAGCAGUGAAGACCGAGAUACAAAAGAAGCUCUGAAGGAGUUUGACUUCUUGGUUUCAUCAGAGGAAGGAGACAGUGAAUCUAGAAGUGCAGGCGAUGGAACAGACUGGGAAAAGGAAGACCAGUGUCUCAUGCCUGAAGCCUGGAAUGUGGACCAGGGAGUAAUUACCAAACUCAAGGAACAAUACAAAAAGGAGAGAAAGGGGAAAAAGGGGGUGAAGAGGCCCAAUAGGUCAAAACUACAGGAUAUGCUUGCUAAUUUGAGAGAUGUUGAUGAACUUCCUUCAUUGCAGCCAUCUGUGGGUCCACCUUCCAGACCUAGCAGCUCCAGACUUCCUGAGCAUGAAAUUAAUAGGGCAGAUGAAGUGGAAGCACUGACAUUUCCUCCUUCUUCUGGGAAGUCAUUCAUCAUGGGAGCAGAUGAAGCCCUUGAAAGUGAACUAGGACUUGGAGAAUUAGCUGGCCUUACAGUGGCCAAUGAAGCGGAUUCACUGGCUUAUGAUAUAGCAAACAAUAAAGAUGCACUGAGGAAGACUUGGAACCCUAAGUUUACAUUAAGAAGUCAUUUCGAUGGCAUCCGAGCUCUUGCUUUCCACCCCAUUGAGCCUGUUUUGAUAACAGCAUCAGAGGAUCACACAUUGAAAAUGUGGAAUUUGCAGAAAACAGCCCCAGCCAAAAAGAGUACUUCUCUUGAUGUAGAGCCUAUCUAUACAUUCAGGGCUCAUAAAGGUCCAGUGCUUUGUGUGGUAAUGAGCAGCAAUGGUGAGCAAUGUUAUAGUGGUGGUACUGAUGGACUGAUCCAGGGCUGGAACACCACUAAUCCCAACAUUGAUCCCUAUGAUUCUUAUGAUCCUUCUGUUUUAAGAGGUCCUUUUCUAGGCCACACAGAUGCAGUCUGGGGUUUGGCAUACAGUGCAGCACAUCAGCGUUUGUUGUCCUGCUCAGCAGAUGGCACUCUUCGUUUGUGGAAUACAACGGAGGUGGCUCCUGCACUAAGUGUAUUUAAUAAUAAUCAAGAAUUGGGAAUCCCUGCCUCUGUGGACCUAGUGAGCAGUGACCCAAGCCAUAUGGUAGCAUCAUUCAGCAAAGGAUUUACAAGCAUCUUUAACAUGGAAACACAACAACGCAUUCUUACUUUAGAAUCCAAUCUAGAUUCAACAGCCAACUCUUCCUGCCAAAUAAAUAGAGUCAUCAGUCAUCCCACUCUUCCAAUCAGCAUCACUGCUCAUGAAGACAGGCAUAUCAAAUUCUAUGAUAACAAUACAGGCAAACUGAUCCACUCUAUGGUAGCCCACCUAGAAGCUGUUACAAGUUUAGCAGUUGAUCCUAAUGGCCUGUACUUGAUGUCUGGCAGUCAUGACUGUUCAAUACGUUUAUGGAAUCUAGAAAGUAAGACAUGUAUACAAGAGUUCACGGCUCAUCGGAAAAAAUUUGAAGAAUCCAUUCAUGAUGUAGCUUUCCACCCAUCCAAAUGCUAUAUAGCCAGUGCUGGAGCUGAUGCCCUGGCUAAGGUCUUUGUAUGACACCAUGCAUCAUCUUCACCUUCUAGCUCUUUAUAAAUAAUAACUGCACAAAAAAAGAUACAUACAGAAGACCAGGGCAAGAAUCAACUCAUCCUGCCCUUUUAUUCUGCUGAAGGAGCACAGAGAACAUUUGUUAAAGUAUAGUUUUGCAAUUCGUACACUGUUUUCUAAAAUUAAGGUUUGUUCAGGUUGCUGCAAGCUCAGCUGAAUCUUUAAGCCUGAAAACUAUUUCAAAAUUUCCCCCAAAGAGGCGCUUUUAUUUCUGAAGUUGUUCUAAUUCGCUAGGCAGGCCUGAGCGAAGACAGGUUUAGCUUGUCCCUGUUGAAUAAACAGGGCAUGCUGUAAGGGAUAAUUAAAAGCUGGAUGACUGGGAAGGAAUAGAAGAAUGGAAACUUGGACCUAUUUCUCCCCUGAGAAAUCUUAUUAAACACAUUAGGUAAUCAAAACAUUAAUCUUUACUAUAUCUGCUGUGCUAACCCUGUUGUGUAUAAUGACCAGGCAGUGUUAAAAUGAUUUUUUAAUUUAGCUCUCCUUCAGCUCCUUGCAUAAAGCACGUGGUAAAGCAUUUUACCUAUUAGCAGGAAAAGAUGCAAUAAUAUGUUAAAUAUAUUAUUAUUCAGAAAUGCUAAAAAAAAUUUACUUUGCAAGCAGAUUUCUAUAUUGUAUUACAGUUUUGAAAGUAGAUUUGGUACCAUUGUAAAGUUUAGCUGUCAAGCACUCACCAUUGUAAAGAAUAGUUGAGUCUGCUUUUACUAAAGGAUUAACUUAUUCAGGUUUGAGAUUCUGUUAUUUUUAAGGGCAAAUAGGGCAUAGCUGUGUAAUAAUUUCUAUUUUAAAAUUCACCUUAUUCAUGUGAUAUUUAAUAGUACCGGAAUAAUUAUCUCAUAUUGAUGAAAUCUUCCAGUGAUUGAAUAAGACUGAAGUUAUUUGCUAGUACUCAUUUGUCAGUAGCCAUAUAACCAUGCUUCAGAUGAUCUCUGCUCUUUUUUGUCUCUCACAUUCAUGCUGACACCUACCAAAAAUAGUUCAUAAUUAUUAUGUUUUAAUAGUCCAAAGAAUAUGGUUAACCUCAGGCAGCUGCUUUCAUAGCAGUUAAAUAAAGCAAAUGUACCCCAUUAUUCCUCUUCUAGUAUCCCUGAGAAGAAGAACCUCUUGGAAAUCUUGAGUGGAAGAUUUUAUGCCUUAUGCUGGCAAAAAGUUUCCCUCUCCCUUCCCUUCCCCCAUUAUUUAAUUGGAAAGCACAUUUUAAUGCUCAGUGAAUCAAUAUUGUUCUUUGGGAAAACCAGGUUCUAAGAGGCUGGGUUUCCCUGAGCCCACUUUACCUGUGACCCACGUGUGGUCAACUUUUGAGAUUCCCACUACCUUACUAUCUAGAAUGAGUGCCCUAUCAUGCAGAUUCUUUCCUUAAACUUGUCAUGCUCUUCAUAUUUUUUUCUUAUUUGCCCCAAAUGACAGAGAUCAAUCCAGAUAGUAAAAUAAAUUAUUAAUAUCUAACCAAAUAAUUCCUACAUUUCAGCGAGGCACUAUCAUGCUUGCCUAUAAUCCCAGCAGUUUGGGAGAUUAAGGCAGGAGAAUCCCAAGUUCAAGACCAGCCUCAGCAAUUUAGUGAGACACUGUCUUAAAAUUAAAAAAGGACUGGGGAUAUCGCUCAGUGGUUAAGUGCCCCUGGGUUUAAUCCUCACUACCAAAAUAAUAAUAAUAAUAAUUCCUACAUUUCUAUCCCCAUGUAGUUCAUUGUCAUAGCAAUAUUCUGAUGUGUACAUUUCUUGAAGCAGAAACCUUGUGGCAAUGUGGACAAUAAUUGACAAUAUCUUAAAAAAAUUUCUGCUUAUCUGCAUUUAGAAUUUUGUAUAUACAGGCAAAUUUUCAUUAAAGUUCUAAGACCUGUGCUAUUUGCCUGAUUGUUAUAUAGACAUGCUAUCAUAUUUUAAUACAGCUUCUUUUUCAUCUUUGUGCUUUGGUUAACUUGAAGGCUUAAGAGACUUCUUUGUAUAAUCAAGUGAAUUGAUCUAGAAAUAAGCUACCAGAUGAAUGCUUAUCUUUCCAUGCAGAUAUAGAAUUUCACAUUGUUUUUAGUAAAUUCCAUCGUUCACAAAGUGAAGAAAGGAUGUUGCUAACUUAACAUUUGUAGAAUACUGGAAAAUUCCAGCCAGGUGCCCUUACUUGGUAUAUUUAUGAUCGAUGACCACAAAGUUGUUGUUCUAACACUUAUUGCUUUAAUUAUCUUCCAAGGUGCCUGCUUUACUUGUUUCACUGAAAUUCUGAAAACCAAGACACUUCUUUUGUUCAUUUUAUGCCUCAUGGUUGAAGUUUUUCUAUUAGUGAAAAAUAACCAUGGGAUAUGCAAAUUGUAAUGCAAAUAAUGGAUCUCCUGGAAGUUCUAGGAAGCCAGUCCUGUGCCAUUAGAUACUGCACAAAGAGAUUCUUAUAUUAGCGUUGUAAGAGCUCAGCUUAGAAGUGAGCCUAAGCUGUCUUCCAAUGAGAUGGUCGCAUAUGCAUGUAUUUGACUUUUCCCCCAGCCUAUUGAAAAUUCAAUAGAAAUUUACAAAAUGAACAAAUUCAAGAUUCAGUCAUUGAAAUGCUUUCAUAAUGCUUGAUUUGUAAAUAUUUUGGAUGAAAUGUAUUGGAAUAGUAUGAAAAUCAGCAGGUGGUGUGGUUCCCUGCCUUAUUUUCAUAUGCUGUGGAUACAUCUCUGGGAGCUUGCAGUACCCUUUUCAAAACUCACCUGUCACUUGGAGCUCAUUUGCUGCUCAAACUAUAGACAAAUAUUUAACAUAAGUGAUAUAAUAACCUUCAGUAUUUUUCUAUUGAACAAGUUUAGCAAUUUUUGCCAUUAAACAGAUAAUUAGUUAUGCAAAGUAUUUAGCUUUUAUAAUCAUUUUAGUUAUAACUAAAAGGGGGAAAUUGAUCUGCAUCACUGAUAAUGAACUUUGUGAAAAAUUUUUUGUUUAUCUGACUUUCAUUCCUUCAGUAUUCUUGCUAUACAUUUGUUUUGGAGAUAAUGAUGAAAAUUUAUUUGAAAAUAUCUAAAAUGUAUGUAUAUUUUAUAAAUAUAUAUUAUAUAUAUUGUGUGAAUAUAUAUAAUAUAUAGACUAUAUAUAUAUAUAUAUAUAAAUAUAAACCAUAGGUGCAUUUUACUGUUUUGUAUUUUCAUUUUUGGAGGUAGUGUAACAGCAGAUUAUGAUGAGUGUUGUGCUGUUUUCUUUUGCAGUAUAAUAUAUAGUUCUAAAUGUUUAAAUUACUGUAUAUUCUAUAUUCAUUAUAGGCUAGCAUGCUUGUUUUAAAGACUGUCAUUCUAGUUUAUUAAAAUCUGAAUGUAAGAAAACCUGGCUAUUCAAAUGUGAAUUGAAAAAUAUUCCAUUCUCAGUACUGAACUAUUUCCAUUGAACAUUCAGGCUUUUUAACAAACUAUAAAUCAUCAAGAAGGCAAUAGUUAGAAAAUGAGAGGUGCCUUUAAAAUAUAUAUAUAUACAAAUGCAGCCUUACAGUGAGGAUGAAGAUUGAAUUUGUGUAAGGGGGUGGGGGUGGGGGACAGUGAGAGAGAGUGUGUGUGUGUUUGCCAAUCUGUGAAGGUCCUGAUUUGUGACCAUCAGUGUCUUUUUAAUGUAAUGCUCAACCUCUAGGACUUCAGGGGACAUUUCAUGCGCUGUCUUUGUGCUCUUCUGAGCACCAUAUGUACUUUCCAGAAUUAUGAAUGUGAAUUCCUAGAAAUUUCAGUAGAGAAUAAAUAGCUACUCUUUAUAGUCAAGUUCAGGUAAAAGAGAAAUUUUUGGUUCACCAAAAUUAUGGGAUCUCAUUAACAUUAUAAUUUUUUAAAGGUUGGCAUUUUAGUACUUCAUAUAUUUCCCUUACAUAAAAGCAUGUCAUGAAAUUCUUAAGUGAUGAAGAUUCAACUAGUAAAAAAUAUUUUUAAACACCUGAACUAGUUAAAUCUCUACCUGAGAAUAGUCUUAAAGAAUUUAAAUGGCAUCUCUCAUAUCUACCUCGUUGUUGCUGCCAUUUUAACUAAAGCAAAUUUUUAUGACAUCUGAAAUGAUGGUUAGAUGCAAUUUAAAAAUCAUGUUGGUGCUUUUCUCAGGCUUUAUCAUUUAAGUUGUAUUGUCACAAAUCAGAUUGAAAAACUUAGAAUUACUCUUAGUUUUCCUUUGAAAGAAUGGCUUAAAAUUAACCAUCAGUGUUGUGAGUGAAUGAAGGUUCUCCCUGGUUUGUGUAUGGUCUGUCUGAUGUUUUCAACCAAAAGACAAAUUGUUAUUGAAUUUACAUGAAAAGAGAGUUCUAAAUGUAAUUUUAUUUAGCUUCCUUUAUUCUUUGAAAGCUGUUUCCAAAUUAUUAAGUACAUAAUCCUUCAUUUUAUUAACUCAGAAGUUGCCUCCAACUACUAUGUUACUUGUUUAUUUAUGUAAUUGCAGUACUUUGAGUGUUUGACACUGGGAUUCUGGUUGUACAAAAGUAGUAACUGACUGAAAUAUGUAUAUUUUUGUGAAAUGUACUAAUUCCUAAAAUCUGUUUUAGGGGCAGGUCCAGAAACUAACAUAUCUGUAUUUAAAAACAAAGAAUGGUACAUUAUUUUGCCACUAAAAACUUUUUAAUAGGCCAUAUUUGUCAUCCAACUGAAUCUCCAUAUCAGUGCAAGGAAUUCCAUGUUGACAAAUUUUUAAUAGAUCCAUAACAUCACUUUUAUUUUUAUAAUCUAAAAAAAGCAAAUGUUAGACCAAAAGAGACCCCUAGAUUCCACUCAUUUAUUCUAGCAGUAUUCCUGAGGUGGUGCAUAGGGGUUGGAAUUUUCUGGAUCUUUGCUAGUCAAGCUUUAGAUUUGAUUUAACUGGGACCACAAACUUGUCAUCCCUCUGAUACAAAUUAGAAGGUUCUUUUUAAUUUAGAUUAAAUGUCUGCCUGCAUUUUUUUAACAGGCUGUGAACCAGUGAGUGCCUUGUUAAUGUAGAAUGAUUUUUCCCCCUGUUGAGUGUUAGCUCUCUUUGAAAGUGUCUCAGAGAAUGGUAUUUUAAUUGACUUGUAGAGAGCUGCUAAAUUUGGUAUUAUCAGCAUCAGAAAGUCUUUGGUCUACCACAUACUCCCUUCCCUGCUUUCUCCUCAUUGUUUGGCUGAUGUUAGCUUCUUGUGAGAAAACAAAUACAACUCCCUUUCUCCACACACACUUUUUUCAAUGCAGAUUAGGAGGUAUUCCCAUACCCAUCCCAACUAUAUAAUCUAAUUCCUGUUUUUUAGGAGGAACCACUUCUUUGUAAUACUAAGUCUACUGGUUAUUUUGUCUUCUCAACUUAAGUUUACUAGAGCUGAUCUCAGGGUAUCAUCAGUUCAGUUUCCUAAAUAACCCUUGCUCUCCACACCUAAGCCCCCAACUGGUGAGCCCUGGGCCUGAUUGUUUGAUCUUAAGGUAUUUUAAAUUUCAGUUAAAGUAUCAAUUAAUGUAAAUUAAUCCAAAUGCUAAUUUUUGUGGUAUAAGAAAUUUCUUUUGUAAAUUCAGGGUAUGGAUAAGCUAAUGAUGAUAUCCAUUUUUGGUGGCUCUAAGUGUAUUAUGUUUUUAAAUAAAGUGUACAAAUAUAGAUAAUGUGCUA